Messenger RNA from Clupea harengus (Atlantic herring), 1616 nucleotides. RefSeq names its product coiled-coil domain containing 39 (gene ccdc39). The transcript is spliced from 9 exons. Gene Ontology annotation, biological process: inner dynein arm assembly; cilium-dependent cell motility; epithelial cilium movement involved in determination of left/right asymmetry. NCBI's taxonomy places the organism in Eukaryota, Metazoa, Chordata, Actinopteri, Clupeiformes, Clupeidae. Gene Ontology annotation, cellular component: axoneme. The coding region runs from base 268 to 1458 and encodes 396 amino acids. The record is from RefSeq and is a predicted model, not a curated record.
AAGAGGGGCGUUUUUUAUCUUAGCCUGAAAAUUAGCUCGCUAAACCGUUUAGCGAGCUACGACGAAUAUCCCCCAGAGGCAGAGGUGUUACUGUGGCAUGUCAAUUUGUUUGUGUUUGAACAGGACGAUAUCCGCUGUGUGAGGAAGGAUACAGAGAAGACGGGGGCAGAGAAGAGAAACCUUACCACCAAGAUCGAGGAGCUCAGUCUGUUCAAUGACACCUCGGACAAAGAGCUCAAGAAGCUCCGACUCAAGAAGCAGGACACCAUGGUGGAUGACAACAUCCUGAAGCUGGAGAUCAAGCGGCUUAGGGACAUGCUGUAUGACAAGGCCGACGGGGUUCUAUCCCUGGAGAAGCGCCGGCUCCAGCUGCAGACAGCCAUGAGCGAGCGUGAGGAGGAGAUCAGGGUCCACCGCGAGAUGCUCACAAAGCAGCUCAGGAUCACUGACCAGGAGCGCCAGACUCUCAGUGCUGACGUGCAUGAGAAGAUGUCCAAAAUCGACAAGAUGAGGAAGAGGUAUGAAAUAUUUACCAUGUCAGGCCCUGAAGGGGAUGAGAAGUCACAGGCCUACUAUGUCAUUAAGGCAGGUCAAGAAAAAGAGGAGCUUCAGCGCCAGGGCGAUAGCCUCGAUGCCAAAAUCCGCAAGACUGAGAAAGAGAUCCACGCUCUGGAGAACACCCUCCAUGUGGUGAACAGCCGGAAUAACACGUUCCGCAAAUCCCUCAACAAGGUCACUGAGUCCAGUGAAGAGUACCAAGAGAAACUAAAGCUGGAAGUACAAAAGAGAGCAGCAGAGGACAAGUACAGAAUCAAGAGACGCCAAAUCAAGGAACUCCAGGAGGACAUUCAGAGCAUGAACAGUACCCUCGACACUCUUCUGCAAGAAGGGGCGGAGCAGAAUGGGAGGACAGAGGAGACUCAGUCACGCAUAAUCUCCCUCAACAGAGAGCUGGCAUCUCAGAAAGAGAAACUUGAUCGGGCCUACAAACAGUGUUCAAAGCUCAAAAAAGAGAUCCGCUCGGCCAAACAGACCACAGAGGUGACGUUUGAAGAACGGGACAUCCAUCUCAGAGAGCUGAAAAACUUGAACAAGACGGUCAACAACAUGCUCCUGGAGGCCAUGGAGAAGAACCCUGACCUGGAAUCAGCUCUGCUGAAGUACUUCACUCAGGCGAGUCUGCUCCUACCUUCCCCUCGAUCUACUCCAGGCAGCCGGCAGGGCUCCAAGGCCAGCUCAGCCCGCAGCUCUGUCUCCCUGAGGUCCUCGGGCUCCUCAUCCAGCAGCAGCCCUCGGGGCUCGGCCCUGCAGUCUCCCCCAGCCAAGACCCUGGAGCUGGGCCUGGGUCUGUCUGUGACCUCCUCUCCUCUGGCUACAACCUCCCCACGAAGUUCCCGACCAUCCAGCAGCAGUAGCAUCAACAACAGAGGCGGGAUUGCAAAGCGCAAGAGCCCUUAGACAGGGACUCCUUUAGCUUAUGUUACACAAGGUUGUACACUGCCCACAGUAAAUUAAUGCAGUGUCUACAAGGAGUUUGAGUUUUAUAUAGAACAUAAUAAAAUAAUAUUGUUUAAGAUGAAAUGUAAUUAUUUUAAAUAAACAAAUUAAAAAAGCUA